GUUGCAGAUUUACUUUACAUUUUCUAUUUUCUAAGUCUAUUCUACUUUAAGAAGACAAAAGAAGAAGUGGCUUAGUAAAAUUACAUUAUCAAAUUUUGACCAACCAUUUUGUAAGAUCACCAGUACUCUCAUGGACAUGGACCACACAGGAUACCACCUGCAUCUUGCCUUUCUGAUGACAACAGUUUUUUCUUUGUCUUCUGGAACAAAAGCAAACUAUACACACCUGUGGGAUAACAAUAGUAUUGCCUGGGAUUCAGUCAGUCAAAACAACACGGGCAGAUACCAAAAUGAAAACGUUAGCACAAGCCCUGUAACCCCUGAAGUGGAUUAUAAAGUGAAUUCUACCAGGAUUCCUGAGAUAGCAUCAUCAUCUCGGAUUGUAUCUUUAACUCCUAAAUCUGAACAUGAGCUCUACACACCUUCUGCUGUCAGGAACCAUUCUUCAACAGCAGAAAGCAUUAAAAACACAAGUAAAAAUCAUGGUGAAAUUUUUAAAAAGGAUGUCUGUGAGGAAAAGAACAACAACACAGCUAUACUAAUUUGCUUAAUUAUAAUUGCAGUGCUCUUUCUUAUCUGUAUUCUCCUAUUUCUAUCAACUGUGGUUCUGGCAAACAAAGUCUCAUCUCUCAGACGAUCAAAACAAGCAGGCAAACGUCAGCCUAGAAGUAAUGGCGACUUUCUGGCAAGCAGUGGACUAUGGCCUGCUGAAUCAGACACUUGGAAAAGGGCAAAACAGCUCACAGGGCCCAAUCUCAUGAUGCAAUCUACUGGCAUGCUCACAGCUACAAGGGAAAGAAAAGGUGAUGAAGGAACUGAAAAACUUACUAAUUAAAAGAUGCUUUGGGCUAGAAAAAUGCAAAGCAGUUCUGAGAAAGAUGAUGAGUGUAAAGGAAAGUCAGCUGGGUGUUUAAUGCCAGCCUGUUGUGCUCACUUCCCAAGCACACAUAAAAUCAGCGAGCAGGCCAGAUGAUUUAGCAUGGAAAGGGAGAUAUGUGCCUGCUUAUUGAACUGCUUAACUGUGUGUUUGACACUGAAUAUUUUAAAAAUUACAAGGAAGCAUUUGGGGAAGUUCUUAAAACUAAGUUGAAGAAAGUAGGUAAAAGAGAUAGCAAGGGUUAAACAUUCUCUAUUCAGUACCAGUAGUUAAGACGACCUCUGUCUAAAUGUAACUGAACUUUUCAGUCUCAGUAGGUCCACAGAGCUAGGAACAUGCUUCAAUAUCUAAGAGAAGUCAAAUGCCUAAUAAUUUGAUAAUAGUUUGGAUAAUCUUUAUUGGAUAUGACAGAAUCCAUACCAGUUCGUUUAUCAGAGCAACUAACUAGGGUACAUUCUAUCAUCUCUAUAUAUGGCACACAGAAGUGCUUUGCUACAAUAUUAAAACUUAACUUUGUAUAAUAAAUUAAAACUUAUUAGAUAAACCUGUGGCUAUACAUAUGUGUAUUUACUUGUCUUACAAUAUACUGUAAAGAUCAGUAAGAUGCAAUACAACUAAAAUAGAUGAGAUUUACAGCCAUAUUAGAACGCUAAGCAUAAAUGUAAAAGUAUGUUUUCCUAUUUAAAAGUAACAUUCACCUUUUUUCAUAAUUUUUGGGCUUUUAAGAUUAUUUGUUCUUGUAUCUUGAAAUAAGGUCUUAACAAGUUACCCAGGUUGGACUCAAAUGCAUGCUGUUCCAGUGUUAGCCUCCUGAGUAGUGGGGACUAAUAGGCAGAAAGCACCACUGUAGCUGGCUCAUCUUUUGUAAAAAUACUGCAUUUCAGAGUAAUGAUAACAAAUAACUUAAGGUUGGUUAACAUUUAAACUUUAAGAAUGCCAAGUACCUUAACUAAUGACUAAUAAACUAAUUUUAUUCUUUACUAUCCAUGGUUAUUUGACCAAAGGAGAGAAA
This is a messenger RNA of Octodon degus (degu), 1889 nucleotides long. It is a transcript of the gene Evi2a, whose product is annotated as ecotropic viral integration site 2A. Gene Ontology annotation, cellular component: membrane. Lineage: Eukaryota; Metazoa; Chordata; Mammalia; Rodentia; Octodontidae. The record is from RefSeq and is a predicted model, not a curated record. The transcript has 2 exons. Bases 131 to 835 code for a protein of 234 amino acids.